Messenger RNA from Drepanopeziza brunnea f. sp. 'multigermtubi' MB_m1, 633 nucleotides. RefSeq names its product 60S ribosomal eL18 domain-containing protein. NCBI's taxonomy places the organism in Eukaryota, Fungi, Ascomycota, Leotiomycetes, Helotiales, Drepanopezizaceae. The record is from RefSeq and is a predicted model, not a curated record. Gene Ontology annotation, cellular component: ribosome; cytosolic large ribosomal subunit. Gene Ontology annotation, molecular function: structural constituent of ribosome; RNA binding. Gene Ontology annotation, biological process: translation.
AUGUGCAUGAUCCUCGUAGCUGGUGGUAAAUUCCUCUUCAUCUCCAACGACAUCAACGACAACUCGACAACCGCAAAAAUGGGUAUUGAUCUUGACGCCCACCACGUCCGCAACACUCAUCGCAAGGCGCCUAAGAGUGACAAUGUAUACCUUAAGCUGCUGGUGAAGUUGUACCGCUUCUUGGCCCGCCGAACCGAGUCUUCCUUCAACAAGGUCGUCCUCCGCCGCCUGUUCAUGUCCCGCAUCAACAGACCCCCCGUCUCCAUCUCCCGCAUCGUCGCGAACACCUCCGAGAAGUCGAACAACAAGACCAUCGUGGUUAUCGGCACUAUCACUGACGACAACCGUCUCUUGACCGUCCCCAAGCUCAGCGUUGCGGCCCUCCGCUUCACUGCCACCGCUCGUGCGCGCAUCAUCGCUGCCGGUGGAGAGGCGUUGACUCUCGAUCAAUUGGCCCUGAGAGCUCCUACCGGAAGCAACACCCUUCUCCUCAGAGGUCCCAAGAACUCGAGAGAGGCUGUCAAGCACUUCGGCAUGGGUCCCCAUAAGCACAAGAAGCCCAAGGUCGAAUCGAAGGGUCGUAAGUUCGAGAAGGCUCGUGGACGCAGAGCUUCGAGAGGUUUCAAGGUUUAG